Messenger RNA from Verruconis gallopava, 2044 nucleotides. RefSeq lists its product as uncharacterized. NCBI's taxonomy places the organism in Eukaryota, Fungi, Ascomycota, Dothideomycetes, Venturiales, Sympoventuriaceae. Gene Ontology annotation, molecular function: GTPase activator activity. The record is from RefSeq and is a predicted model, not a curated record. Gene Ontology annotation, biological process: positive regulation of TORC1 signaling; positive regulation of GTPase activity. The transcript has 2 exons. Bases 367 to 1851 code for a protein of 494 amino acids. Gene Ontology annotation, cellular component: cytosol.
CUGCGAGCUCCCGUUCUAUCAUCUCCUCCGGUCGCCGUCCCCUCGCGCGAACCGUCCCACCGCAACCCUCUGCCACUGCACGCCGUCCGUCCCGAUCAUCCAAGACACGCAGCGCUGCUCGACCCAGCCCGCCGCUCAGCUUCGCCAUCGACGACUGAAAGGGCGUAAGCGUGGGCAGUGAACCGGUCCUCGGGCCACGCUGUGUGUUCACGCGACCGCAGCUCCAUCCACCGGGGCGUUGGUAAUCCGAGCCAGCGAUUCGCCCGCCGCCCACCAGCUCGCCCACCCUUCAUACGAGACCCGCGACACUGGCAAUCAUGGAUCUCUAGCGCGCGGUCCUUUCUCAGCGCGGAGACAAGGUUGGAUAUGGAUUUCACGCUGGCACUCGCCCACUUCUGCGAGGUUCACGGCCCGACCAGUAUCCUCUGCACACAGCUCAGCCCCGUCGACUGCGGCGCAUGUUUCCCUCCCGGCGUGUCGACGCCGCCCGGCAGCGACGAUGUCUCGCGGGAUCCGGCCGAAUUGGGCAGCGGCAGGACCACCACCAAUGUCGGUGUCGGCGUUGGCGCCGGCAGCAACAGCAGUGGUGCUGGACCCAUCUUCCACGGCCGGUCCGCGGCGCCGCUGCUCUCGCCGUUCGACUCUCCGCCUGCCAGCCCGCGAUCGAGCGGCGGUAACAUGUCUUCAUACAAUCCAUACUUCCCAGACCACCGAGCCGGCCUCCACAGCGCAAGGAGCUCGUCGAGCCGGUUCAGCGUCGGCGAAGAUCUGGACACGGAAUCGUGCGACAACUGCAUGUUCUUCGUGCCCAAACCGCUGAGCGAGCAGCUGCCGGAUGGCGCUCCCGGCAGCCCUACAAAGGACGGAAAAGGAUGGCAUGGAAGCCCCGUGCUGCGUACGACGCAUUCCAUCCUGGCGCUAGGAGCUCCGGUGGACGCUUUUGAGCGCCGGCAGCGCGACAAGAGUAAGGAGCGGCGGACGAGGACGAGCAGCAGUAGCAGCAGCAACAGCAGCAGCGUCGUCGCUGCGCCCAUGGACGAUGACGGCGACGACGACGACGACAUCCCCGACCCGCUUGCGACGUCGUCGUCUUCGACGCCUAGCACCCCCUCCGCAAUUUCGGGCACGUCGUCGCCAAACUACCCUCCCAACAGCCACACGCACAUGCUCACGUACGUGACGACCAAACAGCCGCUCUCGCAGACGUCGUAUUCGUUCCUCCGUCGCGCGUGCAUCCGCACGCUGUCGAACGAGACGCUACCCAAAGGCUCGCCGUCUGGACCUCUGUACUUUGGCGACCCGCACGCCGGGUACACGGUCGCCUACGUGUUCCGCGUUCCAGACCCGCGUGCCAGAGGAAAGCGCCGCAUCUAUGCGCUGCUUGCUCUGGGUGGCCGCGACAGCUGGCGUGUCAGCAAGGUGUAUGUCAAACUGACCAAGGUGUUCGAGUCGAUCGCCGGCCAAAUCGUCAGCAUGGCGGACCGCGUCAUUGAGCGGGAGCUCAGCCCGUCGCCCACAGACGGGGCCCUCGCACCUCUCACGCCGCCUUUGCUGAGCACAUCGCUGCCGUCCGCAACCGCUGAGCCAUUGAGUCUCGCCGCUGCGGCGUCCGCACGCGACCGCCCAGCAAAGAGCGCCACAACCAGCCCGACGACGAAGUACGCCCGCUUCAACAGCGCGAGCUCCUUCCUGACCGGCAAGCGCAUUGAUCCAGACGGCCACCCGCGCUUACCGCAGGACGUCAUGAAGGCGAAGAGCCUGGCCGAGAUCGUUGGCAACGAAAACUUCUUCGUAGAGCUGCACAUGAAGUUCUGCCUCGUGCUACACACGCUCGUCAAGGACUUUGCCUGAGCCCGCCUGCCCGCCCGCCUACGCACCCUCUACAUCUGGCUCUCGGCCUGGUGUUUCCGUCGGGAGAGCACCUUUACACACGGCACAAUGCUCGCCUGACACGCCUGUCCGCCCAACCACGCGAAGGUCGCGCGGCGAGCGUGCGGCAGCUGUAGUCGCUUUGUUACGCUUGGGAUCUUGGAGCGGUCCCCCC